Messenger RNA from Gossypium raimondii (Peruvian cotton), 2063 nucleotides. RefSeq names its product vacuolar cation/proton exchanger 5. NCBI's taxonomy places the organism in Eukaryota, Viridiplantae, Streptophyta, Magnoliopsida, Malvales, Malvaceae. Bases 324 to 1703 code for a protein of 459 amino acids. Gene Ontology annotation, biological process: intracellular calcium ion homeostasis; calcium ion transmembrane transport. The transcript is spliced from 12 exons. Gene Ontology annotation, cellular component: plant-type vacuole membrane. Gene Ontology annotation, molecular function: calcium:proton antiporter activity. The record is from RefSeq and is a predicted model, not a curated record.
AAUUUAAGGGGAAUUUUUUUUUUUUUUAAAAGGUAAACAAUGAAAGACAGGCAAUUCAAAUUAGUAGGAAAAAUUAUACGAAGAAAACGGAAAAUCAGAACUUAGCUACACUACAUAUAACCCCCUAAAUACGAAGUUAGAAUCCAGUCUCAUUCAUACGGUCUCGUCGUUAAGGGUUCUCUUUCUUACCAAAAGAAAAAAAAAACAGCAUUUUUUUUCUUUUGGGUAAAGAAUAUUAUUUUGUUUCUUUUAUUUUUUAUUUUUUUUUGGAGGGGGUUUUCUAUUCAUACCCAACUCAGAUUUUCUAAAGAUUUAUAAUAAAGAUGGAUUACAAGCUGCAAGUCGGAGUUCAAUCCCACCUUGAACAGAUGGGAUCACUAGAAGAUAGGUCAAUGCAAGAUCUCCAUGAUGAAUGCCUCCAUUCCCCUGAAACGGAUGCUCGAAAAAAUCAAAUUACUUAUUCAAAUGAAUUGUUACCAUUUUCUGAUGGUCGUCUGCCUGUUGGCCGUAAAAAUAUGAUAGGACAUGGUGUCUAUAGGAGCAUAAAGACUGUAGUUUUCUCUAAUAAACUCAACUUGCUCAUGCCUUUCGGGCCUCUAGCAAUCCUUGUUCACAAGUUGACUGCUCAUAAUGGGUGGGUUUUCUUUCUAAGCUUACUGGGUAUAACACCUUUGGCAGAGCGUUUGAGUUAUGCUACCGAGCAAUUGGCUUUCUACACUGGACCAACAAUUGGUGGUCUUCUAAAUGCUACAUUUGGGAAUGCAACGGAGCUGAUUAUUUCAAUAUAUGCACUGAAAAGUGGAAUGACCCGUGUGGUUCAACUGUCAUUGUUGGGUUCAAUUUUGUCAAACAUGCUUCUUGUUCUUGGAUGUGCGUUCUUCUGCGGUGGGCUUGUAUAUCAUAGAAAAGAACAAGUUUUUAACAAGGCCACAGCUGUUGUCAAUUCAGGACUGCUGCUAAUGGCAGUCAUGGGUUUACUCUUCCCGGCUGUCCUCCACUACACACACACUGAACGGCAAUAUGGGAAGUCGGAGUUGUCUCUUUCAAGAUUUAGCAGUUGUGUUAUGCUUGUAGCAUAUGCUGCCUAUCUUGUUUUCCAGUUAAAAGGUCAAAACGAUCUAUAUGCCCCUAUCAAUGAGGAGAACUUAGAUGAUGAUGAUGAUGAUGAUGAUGAUGGUGAUGAUGAUGAUGAUGAUGAUGAAGCUCCAGAGAUCUCCAAAUGGGAAUCGGGGAUUUGGCUUGUAAUCUUGACUGCUUGGAUCUCUAUCCUAUCAGACUAUUUGGUGGACACAAUAGAGGGAGCAUCUGAGGCCUGGGAUGUAUCAAUUGCAUUUAUCAGUGUUAUCUUGCUCCCCAUUAUCGGGAAUGCCGCAGAGCACGCAAGUGCUAUUAUGUUUGCCAUGAAAGACAAGCUUGACAUAUCAUUGGGAGUGGCAAUAGGGUCAUCGACUCAAAUUUCUAUGUUUGGGAUUCCUUUUUGUGUGGUUAUUGGGUGGAUGAUGGGACAGGAAAUGGACUUAAACUUCCAGCUUUUCGAGACAGCAACUCUUUUCAUUACUGUUAUAGUUGUAGCCUUCUUUCUGCAGGAGGGAACAUCGAACUACUUCAAAGGAUUAAUGCUCAUACUUGCAUAUCUGAUAGUAGCUGCAAGUUUCUUUGCACACGAAGAUCCUACAUCAGCUAACGAAAACAAGCAACUGUGAAUGAAGCGGUGGAAUGAAAGGGAUGGUUUGGGAAAGAAGUUGAGUCCCACGUUGCUGCUGUAAAUAAUUGUUUUCUAUAACAGAUGCUCCAUUUUUCCAGCUGCUUAUGCUUGUGCAGAUAACAUGAUUGUGGAGACACAAGGGGUCUUUGCUCACUAUACGGUUCUAGUUGUGAACGCCAAAACAACUGCCCAAAAUGGCAAAUUAGGAGAGGCUGUGUAUAACGUAGGAAAAAAGAAAAAAGAAAAAUGUGUUACUCUUAAAUUUUGAUAGUUAAGUAUGUAACACACUAAUUCUUCUGAACAUCGUUCCCUUUGGGAUUGUGUGCAAUGAAAUAUAUCAGUUGGUUUUCAAUUUUUA